Myxocyprinus asiaticus (Chinese sucker) is the source of this 4779-nucleotide messenger RNA. RefSeq names its product catenin alpha-1. Gene Ontology annotation, biological process: cell migration; cell-cell adhesion. Gene Ontology annotation, cellular component: adherens junction; actin cytoskeleton; catenin complex. The record is from RefSeq and is a predicted model, not a curated record. The transcript has 18 exons. The coding region runs from base 282 to 3005 and encodes 907 amino acids. Gene Ontology annotation, molecular function: actin filament binding; beta-catenin binding; cadherin binding. NCBI's taxonomy places the organism in Eukaryota, Metazoa, Chordata, Actinopteri, Cypriniformes, Catostomidae.
AGCCACUCCCUAAAAACACACCUGAUUUCACAGACUGCUGGGAAUCCGCAGUCCUCCUCAUUCACUCCACAGGAAAACCGAAAUUCUGGCGAAACACUUUAUCAGCUCUUCCAGAUAUUACUCGAACAGACUUUUCAGUCAAACUGUAGUGGAUUACAUAUUUUGUGCUGGAAGGUUUUUUAAAACACAGGGAAAACUUGACCACAUUAUAUAUUUUUAAAAGUCUCAUCCCUUCAUUUAGAGUCUGACGGGAAUUUCGAGAGUUUGAAUCUCUGAGAAACAUGACUAGCAUUAACACUGCCAACAUCAACUUCAAAUGGGAUCCCAAGAGCCUGGAGAUCCGCACAUUGGCUGUGGAAAGACUGCUGGAGCCCCUGGUCACCCAGGUAACCACACUUGUGAACUCCAGCAACAAAGGACCAUCCAACAAGAAAAAGGGGCGCUCCAAGAAAGCUCAUGUUCUGGCAGCUUCUGUGGAGACAGCCACCCAGAACUUCUUGGAGAAAGGUGAGAAGAUAGCUAAAGAGAGCCAGUUCCUAAAGGAUGAGCUGACUGCAGCAGUGGAGGAUGUCCGCAAGCAAGGCGAAUCCAUGAAAUUGGCCUCAGGAGAGUUUGCUGAAGAUCCCUGUUCUUCAGUGAAAAGGGGUAACAUGGUCCGUGCUGCACGUGCCCUUCUGUCUGCUGUCACUCAUCUGCUUGUACUGGCGGACAUGGCUGAUGUAUACCAACUCCUGCUUCAGCUCAAACUGGUGGAGGAGAACCUGGUGAAGGUGCGUAAUGCUGGCACUGAGCAAGACCUGGGCAUCCAGUACAAAGCUCUGAAGCCGGAAGUUGACAAACUAAACAUGAUGGCAGCCAAGAGGCAGCAGGAGCUCAAGGACGUCCAUCACAAAGACCAAAUGGCAGCGGCCCGUGGCGUCCUGCAGAGGAAUGUUCCAAUGCUGUACACAGCCUCGCAUGCCUGCCUGCAGCAUCCAGACGUGGCCGCAUACAAGGCCAACCGCGACCUCAUUUACAAGCAGCUGCAGCACGCAGUCUCUGGCAUAUCUAAUGCAGCCCAGGCUACCAGUAGUGAGGACUCCAGUUUCUCCCACCCUGCAGGUGGAGGAGAGCUGGCCUACGCCCUUAACAACUUUGAUAAGCAGAUCAUCGUGGACCCACUGAGUUUUAGUGAGGAGAGGUUCCGCCCAUCUCUGGAGGAGCGACUGGAGAGCAUCAUAAGUGGUGCCGCCCUCAUGGCCGACUCGUCAUGCACACGUGAUGAUCGCCGGGAGCGUAUUGUGGCCGAAUGCAAUUCUGUUCGCCAGGCACUGCAGGAUCUUCUCUCUGAGUACAUGGGCAAUGCUGGACACAAGGAGAAGAGUGAUGCCCUUAAUACGGCCAUCGACAGGAUGACUAAGAAGACCCGUGACCUACGCAGACAGCUCCGGAAGGCUGUGAUGGACCACGUGUCAGACUCUUUUCUGGAGACCAAUGUUCCACUGCUGGUAUUGAUCGAGGCUGCCAAGAAUGGUAAUGAAAAGGAGGUGAAGGAAUAUGCCCAAGUUUUCCGUGAGCACGCCAACAAACUGAUUGAGGUGGCUAACCUUGCAUGCUCCAUCUCCAAUAAUGAGGAGGGAGUGAAACUGGUGCGGAUGGCCGCUUCCCAGCUGGAAACGCUUUGCCCCCAGGUGAUUAAUGCAGCCUUGGCCCUUGCUGCCAAGCCUAACAGCAAGGUGGCCCAGGAUAACAUGGACUUGUUUAAGGACCAGUGGGAGAAACAGGUGCGAGUGCUAACUGACGCUGUGGAUGACAUCACUGCUAUUGACGACUUCCUAUGCGUGUCUGAAAACCACAUUCUGGAAGAUGUUAACAAGUGUGUCAUUGCCCUGCAAGAGAAGGAUGUUGAUGGGCUUGAUCGCACCGCUGGAGCCAUUCGAGGAAGAGCUGCACGUGUAGUCCAUGUGGUCACCUCUGAGAUGGACAACUAUGAACCUGGAGUCUACACCGAGAAGGUUCUGGAGGCCACCAAGCUUCUCACUGAUACAGUGAUGCCACGUUUCACUGAGCAGGUAGAGGCAGCUGUAGAGGCCCUCAGUGCCAACCCCAGCCAGCCAGUUGACGAGAACGAGUUCAUCGACGCCUCACGUCUGGUGUAUGAUGGCGUGAGGGACAUCAGGAAGGCCGUGCUCAUGAUCAGGACCCCAGAUGAGCUGGAUGAUUCGGACUUUGAGACAGAAGACUUUGAUACUCGCAGCAGGACCAGCGUGCAGACUGAAGAUGAUCAGCUCAUUUCCGGACAGAGUGCUCGGGCCAUCAUGGCUCAGUUGCCCCAGGAGCAGAAGGCGAAGAUUGCAGAGCAGGUGGCCAGUUUCCAGGAGGAGAAGAGCAAGCUGGACGCAGAGGUAUCCAAGUGGGAUGACAGUGGAAAUGACAUCAUCGUUCUGGCCAAGCAAAUGUGCAUGAUCAUGAUGGAGAUGACAGACUUCACCAGGGGCAAAGGACCACUGAAGAACACCUCUGAUGUAAUCAGUGCUGCAAAGAAGAUUGCUGAAGCCGGCUCGAGAAUGGACAAGCUUGGCCGUGCUAUUGCAGAUCAAUGUCCAGAUUCAGCAUGCAAGCAGGACCUGUUGGCCUAUCUGCAGCGUAUCGCCUUGUACUGCCACCAGCUCAAUAUCUGCAGUAAAGUUAAAGCAGAGGUGCAGAAUCUGGGAGGAGAACUUGUGGUGUCUGGGGUGGACAGUGCUAUGUCUCUGAUUCAGGCAGCCAAGAAUCUGAUGAAUUCAGUGGUGUCUACAGUGAAGGCCUCCUACGUGGCAUCCACCAAGUACCAAAAGUCUCAAGGAAUGCAAAACCUCAACAUGCCUGCCAUCUCCUGGAAGAUGAAAGCUCCUGAGAAGAAGCCACUGGUCAAGCGCGAGAAGCAAGAUGACGGUCAGACCAACAAAGUGAAGAGGUCCUCUCAAAAGAAACAUGUCAACCCUGUGCAGGCCUUGAGUGAAUUCAAAGCAAUGGAUAGUAUUUAAGCAGCCCUUGUUGCAUUUCACCAGAUGGCAGUAGAUUAUACUUAAGAUGUAGAUUGAGCCUUACACUCAUUCAGAUUUAGAGAGGAUCAAUUUAAACGCAUUCCUUUCCUUAGUCACCAACCUGCCUUUUUUCCAUAUAUGCAUUGGCAAUGCUGAGUGCAUUGAGGUCUAUAUAGCAAAUGUUAUAUUUUUUACACAUGAUUGCAUUCUGCUCAGUCUGUAAACGCAAGAUUUUCUUCCUGAAGACAGGUAGGGGAAUAAAUUGGAUUUAGGACAUUCCCUCACAUUUCUAUGUACUGUCUGAAAACCCCUUUUCUAGAUGAUUAUUGUCUUUUUAAACAUUUAAGUGUAUUUUACAAGGUGACUUUUUAUAUUCCACACUAAAGGCUUUGAUGUUGCCCAUCACUGGCUUGAUGUUUUUUUUUUUUUUUUUUUUUUUUCAUUGCUUCUAUGCAAACUCUGACUGUAACAGUUGCAAUACUUCUGUUUUAAUAUGAAUCUAUAAAAGAGAACAGGCAUAAUUUAGUUUCAGUCUCAAGACCAAAGUCAUUGUAUUUGCUGUGCCUAAUAAACCUUUUGAUUUUUUUUUUUUAUACUGCAAACAUCCUGCAUUAUAGUAAAAAGACUGAAAACUCUGAGGUAGAACUUUGCAAACAAAAAGAACUGGAACUGGUUGCUUCACUAAAGUUUGCCUAAAGAGAGAACAAUCUCAAUAACGCCCUCGGUAAUCUAAAGGUGCAGUAGGGCAACACAAAAUGCAAGCGAGAGAUGGAGAGCGAGUGAAUUCAAUCUACUAGCCCCCGAUUUAAAUUCAGAAGACUGGCCUUAGGCCUCUCUCUCCCUCCACCCUUACAUGACUCAGACACUGAUUAAAUGAAUCAACGCGCCUCUUAUUCGGAGGAGUGCACGUUAAAAGGUGGAGAACUCUUAGGCUAAAUUGGUGUGGAUGGACUUGGCCAGAAGUCUGCGAGCUGCCAAGCACAACCAACGAUAAAUGGGAUCAACCACCUCGAACACCCAAAAUGAGCUUCCAAAGCGCAGCGAUCAAUAUUCCUCAUAAGGCCACGUUAGUUAAUGAGUUUGUUAUUGGCUCAUCUGUUGAGAAUCUUUCGCAAAAAGUGGAUGAAAAGAAAUAUCUCUCAUAUCUUAGGCAUUUAUAAAGUAUGUGCUUUUAUGUAACAUUUCUUUCAUGAUUAAUAAAUUCUUGAUUGUGAAAGUGCAGGAUGAUGCGAAAUUGUUGUGCAAAGGGUAUGACCUCAAAUGGAGUUGCUUGGAGAUUUGACUGGUCGACAGGGAAAAAUCGUUCACAUUAUUCGAAGCUGUGUGUGGUAAAGUGUUGCUUCUUGAACGUCGUUCUAGCCAUGCAUACACAUUGCUGUCAUACAUGGAUGUGUGAUGGUUCUUUGAAGUAGCCCAAUGCCACUUCCAGCCCAGUCCCAGCUGCGUAAAAAUGCAUUUACUUGUUUCUGCAUGUAUAAACAACAGUAUAUUGGGUCACUGGAGGUUACGUGACACAUGGCUCAAGGGAUGUUUUUGAUUCUUUCAUUUUUGUUUUUAUUUGUUUGCAACUUAAUUAAAUGUCAGGGGCUUCUGCUUAUGUAGUGCUGGUUUGGAAUUUCUUUCUGAAAAUGACUGCAGUGCACAGAAGUUUGCUACAGGAGUGUGUUUUUCUGUAUGUAUGUGUUUUGGUGUUAUGUAAUGCUUUGGGAGUUCACUCUGCUGAUUGCUGUUGUACACAUUUGCAUUCUUUGUUAAAAUAAAAUAAAAUAGUUGU